Aspergillus wentii DTO 134E9 is the source of this 1689-nucleotide messenger RNA. RefSeq names its product putative isoamyl alcohol oxidase. Gene Ontology annotation, molecular function: oxidoreductase activity; FAD binding. The record is from RefSeq and is a predicted model, not a curated record. The coding region runs from base 1 to 1689 and encodes 562 amino acids. The transcript has 3 exons. Lineage: Eukaryota; Fungi; Ascomycota; Eurotiomycetes; Eurotiales; Aspergillaceae.
AUGAAGCUUAUCUGGUCCUGGAUUUGCGUGUCGCUCGCAUCAUCGGCUCUUGCUUCUGCCUCUGACUGCCGUUGUCUGCCUUCCGAUUCCUGCUGGCCUUCGGCUUCCCAAUGGGCGGCUCUCAACUCGUCCGUGGGCGGCCAUCUGGUCGCAACGGUUCCGAUAGGCUCGCCGUGCCAUGAUCCUCACUAUGACCAGUCGGCCUGCGAGGAGUUGCAGAAGGGUUGGAACCUUCCCCAGACACAUUAUGAAUCGUCCUCAUCGGUGAUGCAGACUUUUUUUGCCAACCAGAGCUGCGAUCCCUUCACUUCCGAGUCCAGCGCGUGCCAGCUGGGCAACUAUGUCAGCUACGCCGUCAACGUUUCAUCCAGCGACGACGUAAUUGCCGCCGUCCAAUUCGCCCAGUCGAACAAUCUCCGCUUCGUCAUUCGGAACACUGGCCAUGAUUAUUUCGGCCGAUCAACCGGUGCGGGCGCCCUCUCUGUCUGGACCCAUCAUCUGAAUGGCAUUGAAUAUGUCGACUGGUCGGACUCGACGUAUUCCGGCCCUUCGCUCAAGGUGGGCAGUGGGGUGAUGGGCUUCCAGGUGUUGGAGGCUGCCACGGCCCGUGGUCUGGUGGUUGUCACCGGCGAGUGUCCGACCGUUGGCCUCGCCGGAGGAUACACCUUGGGCGGUGGUCACUCUGCGCUGAGCACCCAGUUUGGCCUUGGAGCGGAUCAGACACUCUCCUUUGAAGUUGUCACGGCAGCAGGAAAGCUCGUCACGGCCUCGCGCACAGAAAAUACCGAUCUCUACUGGGCCCUCAGCGGCGGUGGAGCCGGCAACUACGGCGUCGUCGUCUCUGCCACCAUCAAGGCUUACCCAGACAGAAUGGUAUCCGGCGCAUCGAUCAAGUUCCUGGCAGCAAACACAACCACCGAUCGCUUCUUCGAGGCAGUCACAAAGUUCCACUCCCUCCUCCCCGACAUCAUCGACGCAGGCGCUACAGCCAUCUACCAAAUGACCGCGGCGUCCUUCUCCAUCGCCCCGGUCACCGCCUACAACAAAACCACCGACGAUGUCAAGGCCAUCCUCUCCCCCUUCCUCGACGUCCUGAGUAGUCUCUGCAUCCCCUACAAAGUCAACUACUCCCAGUUCCCGAGCUACUACGACCACUACAACACCUACAUGGGGCCCCUGCCUUAUGGAAACCUCGAAGUCGGGUCCUUCCAAUACGGGGGUCGCCUCAUCCCACGCAACGUGCUGGAAGGCGACACGACCCGUCUCGGCUCUGCCCUCCGCAACAUCACCGAGCAGGGCAUCAUCGCCGUUGGCGUCGCCCUCGACGUAUCCAAAUCGAACGAAGUGCCGAACGCAGUGUUCACCCCGUGGCGCGACGCAGCGGUGACCAUGCAAAUCGGCAGUCCCUGGAAUGAAACCGCGCCGUGGUCACAGAUGCUCGUGAACCAACGCCGAAUGACGGACGAGUUAGUCCCGCAGCUGGAAGCCGUAACCCCUGGUGGUGCUGCGUAUCAGAAUGAGGCCGAUUUCAACCAGCCCGAGUGGAAGGAGACGUUCUUCGGUGAUAAUUAUGACGGGCUGCUUGAUAUUAAGAACAAGUGGGAUCCGGAGAACUUCUUUUACGUGCUCAAGGGUGUGGGGAGUGAUUCUUGGAGUGUGUCUGAGUCGGGGAGAAUGUGCAGGGCUUAA